Molecule: messenger RNA, 5144 nt
Organism: Poeciliopsis prolifica (blackstripe livebearer)
Lineage: Eukaryota; Metazoa; Chordata; Actinopteri; Cyprinodontiformes; Poeciliidae
Exons: 11
Coding region: 293-1948 (551 amino acids)
Biological process (GO): actin cytoskeleton organization; positive regulation of Arp2/3 complex-mediated actin nucleation
Cellular component (GO): cytoskeleton
Molecular function (GO): Arp2/3 complex binding; actin binding; protein kinase A regulatory subunit binding
Source: RefSeq, a predicted model, not a curated record
CGGGUCGACAGACGCUGCCUUGGAAACGACAUAAAUCCAGUGCGUGGAGCUGGGGCUUCGAGAGGGGACCUACAUUUCCUCACUUCAAAGGCUUCCGCCCCUCUUCUGUCCUCCUCCGCCUCUUCUCCAUCCUUUCCUCCAUCCUGCCACCCGCCCGUCCUCCGCCCGUCAGCCAGCAUGGGGGACCUGAAAUGAAGCGCGGCGCAGCGGACGAGGCACCGCGACGAGCUUCGAAAUAACCGAGAGCGAGAGAGGAGGCGACGGGAGGCGCCGCAGCCAGGUAUAGAGCAACAUGCCGCUGGUGAAGAGGAACAUUGAACCCCGGCACUUGUGCCGCGGGGCGCUGCCAGAUGGGGUGACCAGUGAACUGGAGUGUGUCACCAACAGCACACUGGCAGCCAUCAUCAAACAGCUGGGCAGCCUGAGUCGCCAUGCUGAGGACAUUUUUGGAGAGCUGUUCAACGAAGCCAACAGCUUCUACUUGAGGAUGAGCAGCCUGCAGGAGAGAGUGGACCAGCUGGCUGUGAAAGUCACUCAGCUCGACUCCACUGUGGAGGAAGUCUCCCUCCAGGACAUCAACAUGAGAAAAGCAUUUAAGAGCAGUACCAUUCAAGACCAGCAGGUGGUGUCCAGGACGUCUGUGCCCAACCCCGUGGUGGAAAUGUACCACCGCUGCGACAAGCCCCCGCCGCUGAAUAUCCUCAGCCCCUACAGGGAUGACAAGAAGGAUGCGCUGAAGUUCUACACUGAUCCCUCCUACUUCUUCAACCUGUGGAAGGAGAAAAUGCUCCAGGCCACCGAGGACAAACGCAAAGAAAAGAGGCGGCAGAAGGGCUGUCCGGCCCACCCCGACAGGCCCCACUCCAGACAGGCCCCACCCAGGAGCCCCCUGUCCAUCUCUGAGCAGCAGCGGCAGGUGGAAGACCCGAGCAGAGAAGUGAAGAAGGUGCGUAAGGCUCGUAACAGGCGUCAGGAAUGGAACGUUCUGGCCUACGAUAAAGAAUUUCGACCCGAUGCCAGACUCACCCCCUCCCCUUACCACGGCAUGUCGUCUGAAGGAUCCCUCUCCCCAGAUAGCAGGUCAAUGGCGUCUGACUCCUACCCGGCAAGUCCCAACCACCCGGCUACCCAGGCUCCAAGUGCUGUCCAUCCCGCUGACCACCAUGGCAGGGAUCACCUCGCUGCCGCCCAGACACAGUCGCUCGAUCGCGGCCUGAGGCCAGCCAACCAGCCCCCUGGAGCCGCCGGGGCAGGACCACCGGGUCGACACGCAGCUUCCCUCGGCAGGACUCCAUCAGGACACGGGGUCCAGGCUGGUGGAGAUCCAACGGUGAACGGGCCAAGGCAGCAGUCGAUUAAGGAAUACCGAGCUGGUGGGCAGCCCUCCACCAUACCAGAGUAUUACAUCCCUCCAGCUCCCCCGCCACCCCCGCCAACCAUCCCAUCCGCUCAGACUGCCUUUGAUUCUGCCACAGCGCCACCUUCUGCGGCCGCCUCCGCCAUCCCACCGACCUCCUCUGCCCUCUCCUGCCACUACUCCCCCUCCCCUCCGCCUCCCCCGGCCAACUAUGUACCCUCCCCCGCCCAUCCCCCUUCAGGUGCCCCUCCGGCUGCCCCUCCGCCCCCACCUCCUGGCGUGCCCGCGGGACACCAGGCUCACCCGUCCCCGCCACACGCCGCUGUCGGCCAGACGGCCGUGGAUUCGGCGCCUUCGACGAGAAAGUCGACCAUGCUGGGGAUGAUCCCGAUGAGCGACGCACGCUCCGACCUGCUGGCCGCCAUACGUAGAGGCAUCCAGCUGAGGAAGGUUCAGGAGCAGAGGGAACAGGAAGCCAAGCGGGAGCCGGUCGGCAACGACGUGGCCACCAUCCUGUCGCGCCGCAUCGCCGUGGAGUACAGCGAAUCCGACGACGACUCGGAGCUGGAUGAGAACGAGUGGUCUGACUAAAGAGAAAACGUAAAGAUAGGAGGAAAAAAUGAGAUGGAGCUUUGUAAGGCUGGACUGGCGGAGCUAAAAGAGAGAGAAAUUUUACAUUGAGUUGACAACGAAGAUGUCGGGUCAGUUUCGAAGUUUCCAUUUAAACUACAAUGUUGACUAAAAACCAAUCACACAUUUGUUUACACAGAUCGCCGGCGCGGGGCUCGGAGAAGGCCGAGCGACGGGGUCGUACUUUCAGCAUGCACGGUUGCCCCUCACGACGCCUCUUGUCGAGCUGAGAGCACGGAGGCUUUUAUGUCAGACCUCCCGCGGUGUGUGGCACAAUAAACACGCCCUCCAUCUCGGCAGCCUCCCGCCCCCGUCCGCUCGUUUUUAACCGCAAGCACGAAGCUGUGAAAAACAAACCCAUAAACAUCUCCCUAUAUUCACACCCGAGCGGUAGUUAUAAGCAGUGUGUAGGCAGCGUCCCCCUGUGACUACGGGCUUAAUGUGUUUUACAGAACACAUGGUGCGGCACAAGGAAGAUUAACGAUAGUGCAAUCUUUACAUAUCUGCCAAAUGUUCAGAAAGAACUGGAGGAAGCACGUCAAGAUAAUCGGGGAAAACGAUAGCUUGUUAGCGGAUGACCGUGCUUGUUGAGGGAACACGCGCACUCUCGUCAGAGAUGAAGCCAAACUUUUGGGAGUUUGGUCCCGUUGACCAACCGGAUCGGCACCGGGACUCUCCAGAUGAGCUGCUAUUACAUGUUCCAGCGAGAUAUUUAAGCUUUGCUCCAUUCACAAAAUAGUUUGUUAUUUAUUUACCUUAAAGAGGAAGUAAGCGAAGGUAGCUGAGAACUAACAGGCCUGUUUUCUCUCCGAUAUAUUUAAGUUUGCUUUAAUACAUUUAUUCAAAACCACACAUAAAAAUGAUACAUGAAUUGUAUUUUCAUACAAAUUCUGAUUUAUCAUAAUGCACUACAUAUUUUAAUGAAGAGUCCAUGUUAUGUUUGUUUCUAAAUUAUUGGCACUAAGACAACCACAGAUCAUAUUGGAAACACUGUACUGCCAUCUAGUGGUGAGUUUUGCCCACAUGAAACCCUUCUUCAUUCAUAUCUAUUGUAAAUUCUAUACGCAAACUACCAAUCUCUUCUUUGGCAGAAAAAAACAACAUAUUUUUUUCAAACUAAUCUUGAAUGAAUUCAGGAAAAAAAAAAAGACAUUUAAUCUCCUAUAUAACUCAUUGCCUGUCACCGAUUUGGAGUAGUGAUAUGAAGCUCUGAGAAAAAGCAUAACAUGGCCUUGUUAAUAACAUGAUUUAAUAAUCUGCAAAAGUAAUGUUUAUUUUUAGAAUUCACUUUGUUAAUAAGAAUAAUAUUUUAGGUUAUUUUAAAGAAAUAUCAAAUUUUAGGUGUUUUAAAGCUUUGUUUGGUCUUGUAGUAUGAUAAUAAAACUUUAUUUAUUUUAUUUUUUUUAAGUUGGGGUUAGACAUUUUGGUUAAUGUGGUUUGGAAACCAAGCUCCCAAAAGUUGAUGUUGUUGUUGAUCUUUUACGAUUGUGAUAUGCUGUAGCUUUCUCCUACUGAGGUAGUUUGGUAAACUGUGAUAAGAAAACGCCGCUAACGCUAUCAAAGGAUUACAGGCUUCACCAGCCUGGUUAAAGUUGUUAUUCUGCCUACAUAUCAUUGCUUCGGUCGGUAAGCCAGCUAGUUAGCUUAUCCCACUGUUUUGUGCUUUUUAAAAUUAUUAUUAUUGGCAUUAUUAUUAUUAUUCUCACCCUUUGUUAGCCAUUCCAAACUCAAAGCCGAAUAUUUCAGCCUGUGACUGUAAGCCAUGGUCUUCUAUAAAUGUUUCAAGGCUAAACCACAAUCAGCACCAUACUAAUGACAAAAAAUAAAUAAAACCAACGUUCUUCAUCUUAACAUCUUUUCCUUUUGGUGGCCCCACUCGCUUAAUACCGUUGCUUUCCGUGGAGGCUCUUGUGAAUUAUAAAUACAUAAAUGUGAGAAACUUGCAACACUAAUAUAUAGUAUGAUAUCUCUUCUCUCUUUUCAGUAUAGGUUUGGCUAAUCCUCAGUGUGAACUGAUUGGUCUGUAGUGUUUUUCUAAAGUGCUUUUUUUUCUUUCCUUCUUUUUGUUUUUCCAAGUGCUGCAGUGAUUCGUUUGCUUUAUUUUAGGGAUUUUUUUUUUUUUUUUUUUGCAUUAGAUGAGAUGACAGAGUGUAAGAUGUGUCCAAGAAGCCAGCUAAAAGAUUUUUAUUCCUUAGGAGAUUAACCUGACGUAUUCUCAUCUCAAACAGAAGCAAAAAUCCAGCAGAAGAAGCAUUUGAUACUAGAGUCCUGUGUCGGAUUUUACAUCAGAAACAGCGUUUUUGAUAGCGAAAAACUCUUUUAACGGCUUAUUUUUUACGUGUUUACUUUAGCAGAUCUUUAUUUUUCAGUUUCUGAGACUGUUUUAAAGCUUUGGUGUUCAAAACGUUGAAAAGAACUUAUCGUGUCGCUACAUUUCAGGUGAUGCCAUGCUUUUUUUGGAGAAUGUAUAUAUAUAUACACACACACACACAAUAAGUUGGUUUACUCACAAUUUAUAGAAUACAACCACAUCUGGAUGAAGGACUGAAUGAUACGACAUGUUGAUGAGUUCUUGGUAUUCUCCGCAAAAGUCCGAACUAAGAUUUUCAAACCGUGCCAUGAAGCGAAACAGGAAAAAAAAAAGCACAUACAAACAGCCAGCGUGGAUUUUGCCACAAAGCUUGGUGAGAGUUUACUGUAAAAAGAAAAAAAAACAAAAAGUUUAUGUUGUAACUGAGAAGUCAAAGAGGCAUUAAAUCUGCUAUAUUACCCAAAUUGUUUCUUCGGUGGUCGUGUUGUUGUGCGGGAGUCAUAGAUACACAUCCAUCUGUGUGUUUUAAAGAAAUCUGCCCAAGAUUACGAGAAUGUAAAACUGCGGCUUGACCGACUUUUAACGACAACGAUGACGUUCUCCAAACACCCGUACCUUGUGUAUCUGUGGCUUCUGGCUUUUAAAGAAAAUGUUCUUCUGUGUUGAAAAUGUGACAAAAUGAAUCAUGUUGUAUAAACUUUUGGUAAGGCAGCCUUCGCGGUUCAAUGCAUUUGGUUUACUAUAACCUAGACAAUAAAACAAAGUUAAGCUGUGUAUUGCACACUAAAAUCAGCUGUAAGCAAGUAUGCAUGUGACUAAAGUCAAUAAAUAGUGAUUAAAACAGCA